AUGUUAGGUGAACGAAAAACUGCUGUAUUACGAGGUGGCGCUCCCUGGGGUUUUCGACUCUCGGGCGGCAUUUUCACACCUGUUUAUAUUAUCAAGGUUCGAAGCCGAAGUAAAGCAGCUCACGCCGGUCUCUCAGCAGGUGAUACAAUUUUAUCUGUUAAUGGUACAUCGGCAUUUGAUAAAACUUUACUUGAACUAAAUAAUGUAAUUGGUUCUAUUCGUGAUCAACUUAUUCUCGAAGUACAAAGUGCAUUACAUCCUGAUCGGAAUCGAUUUGAUUCAUUUUCUAGUAUAGAUACAACAGACACUAGUCCUGUUCGCUCAACACAUCGCUUAACUCCACUACCGCCAAGCAUGGAUUAUUAUCAAUAUAAUUCAUUACGUGCUACACCUACUUAUCCAACAUAUACAUCAACAUCAAAUAUGAAUCAAUAUGAUAAUAAUCGAGAUCAACGUUAUAUGGACUCCUAUGGACGUUUAACAGCUAAUCCAGUGCCGACGAUAUUUCGCACGUCUUCAGUUAACUCAAAUAUGGUCGCCUCACCGGCCGCUUCAACAAGAGGACAACAACAAUUUAAUUAUCAUACAGUAUCAUCAAAUAAUGCUUACGAUACUCCACGUAAUUAUUAUGGAGCUUCGACACAUGGUUAUACUUCGGAUAGUAAUGAUCAUCGAAAUUCAUCGGUAUCUAUUCGUCCUAUUACAACUAACAAUUUGAAUGUUCCACGUGUUCAACCGCUUUAUAAAUCGCAGCCAACAGCUUAUAAUACGAAAAUUACAACAAGUAAUGAUCAAAGUUAUUAUAGUGAUUCAGAAUGUGUUGCAUCUGGUCCUCGUUAUACGAAAAUUUCACGACAAUCUAAUUCACGACGACCAAGUAAUAUUGUUUUACCCAUACGUUCAAUGACAAGUAAAGCCUAUGAUCAAUAUGUGCCACAAGAACCACCAAAACCUCAACAACAACCGUUCGAUGUCUAUCGUUAUCAACAAGAACAAGCAGCAGCAGCUGCAGCUGCUCGACAUACCAGACCACCACAGCUUAGUUUUCCAUCUCAAGAUCAACGUCGUCGAUCUGAUCAAAGUAUUGAUCAUGAAUUGGGUGCCGAAUUGCUCAAAUCACCAAUUGCAAAUAAGAAGCGUUAUGCUGAUUCAAGCUUCUUUAGUACGCCAUAUAAUACGUAUCCAACCAUUGAAGAACAAAAAAAAUUGGCUCGAAAAAUUGCCACUAUACUCGAAGGAGGCGAUCCAACUCAAAAAGGUGCUACGAAAUUUGAGAAACAACGCCAGCGAGCCGAAAAACAUUCAAUCGAAUGUGAAUCACCAUUUAAAAUGACUGCAACAAGCAAUUAUCGGCCAUUACAUCAAUUGCAUCAAAAUGAAACAGCAUAUUAUGAUACACCAGACGUACCUGAUUGUAUUAAACAUAGUUUAAGAGAGGCUCAACAUAUGAAUACUUUGAGAUAUGUCGGUGCACCCGAUGACUUUAAACAAGUUCAUAUGCAGGAACAUGUGACACAUACCAUGAUUCCGCCGCAAAUUGCUAUGAGCAUUGUUUCCGAUUUGAAUCAUAAUCGAGGUAAAGGUGCUGCUUUGUUUCAAAAACGUAAAGCCCGUUCCGAAAGAUGGGUCAUCGAUGAGAAUAAUGUGAAACGACCAGGCUAUCAAGCAACAGCAACUUAUAUUGAACCAUCAGCGAAACCAUGGGGGCAACGCGCAUCCACAUCAUGGUCUGCUGAUGAAAACCCAUUGAGUGGUCAGAAUUUUUCACCGGUUCGACAGAAAGUUAGUCUUCCUCCUCCAACACCGACGCUGCCUGAACCAAUAGCACCACAUAUGCCAGUACAAAGUGGGCCGCGAUACGGAGACUUUAAUGCCAAACCGAAGGGUUUUAGUAGUCGAAAUUUAGACAAUUUAGCAUCGCAGUCACCACGUCCAAGUAUUGAUUCACGUAAACCAUUUAAUUUAAAUUCGGAGCCAAGUAUGCGUGAAGGUGCUGCUGAAGCGCAUACACGAAAUAUAUCUCAAUCGGCGUUUUCGCCGAAUCCACAACAGAAUGAUGAUUAUUUUAAAUUUCCAUCUGACAAUAUUCUUGGUAAAUGGAAAACUCAAGAAUAUUCACCAUGGAAUCAACCACGUCCACAAGAUAAACAGCAAUCACAAGUAGCAAUGAAACGUGAUGGCGUCGAUCAAGUACGUCAACUUUUCAAUCAACAGAUUCAAUCGUUUUUAACUCAACAAAACGAGAAAAGUGCGAACAAUAAUGCAUAUUCUUCAUCUCAAGCAACAACACCGCAACAUUUCACAGAUCUUUAA
Messenger RNA from Rotaria socialis, 2313 nucleotides. NCBI's taxonomy places the organism in Eukaryota, Metazoa, Rotifera, Eurotatoria, Philodinida, Philodinidae. The record is from the annotation of a GenBank genome assembly.